UAAAAAAGACUAUAGGGGUGACAUCUGUAAACCGUUUUCAGAACUUUAGUCGACAAGCAAGUAAAGAGCAAGUGGUGGCAAUUGGCAAUUGGCAAUUGGCAAAGUGGUCCGUCAACGGUCGAAGUGCGCGCCUGCGGUCUCGUCGUGGUUACGUUUUACUGAUUUAUGUCACGACAAUCUGCCGAUUAAUGAAGUUAACCGCGGCGUCGAUACGCCCUUUUCUACGUGCCUUCUCCAUAGCGCCCGAACAUCGUGUUGACAUGAUCGAUUCCACCCUGAAGCCCGAAGUCGUGCUUUCGGAGAGCAGUCGUAAGGCUUGCAUCGAAAAAUUCAAGUCCAUCCGGGUGCCAAAGGCGAGCAACGUGGCAGAAGCAGCCGUUUUGGUCCCGUUAUGUUUAUAUAAAGGAGAACUCGGUUUCUUAUAUAUGCUGCGGUCCAUGAGGGUCACAUCCAAUCCAGGACAAGUAUCUUUCCCGGGUGGCAUGCGCGACGAGACUGACGUCGAUCUACGGGAAACCGCGUUGCGAGAAACCUGGGAGGAGCUCAAGAUCCCUAAGGAGAAGGUCGACGUGUGGACCGCGGGAAAUCUCAUCGGCAAGGGCAACGUUAACGUAAUGCCGGUUCUAGCUUAUGUCGGCGAGGUAGUGCCGGAAAAGCUGGAGAUCAAUCAUGACGAGGUGGAAGAAGCGUUCGUAGUUAGUUUGCAGAAAUUGUGCGAUCCUGAGCUAAUUCAUUUUACGAGUUUCCGCCAUCCAGUUAUGACCCUGCCGUGUUAUCUGGGUGGAAAGCACCGUGUCUGGGGAUUUACCGGCGCUAUCACUCACAUGGCACUCGAAUGCUUGGUGCCGCAGGUCUACAAAUACAAGUUCUUUUCAGUACGACCGAUAAUAACGAAUGAUUCUAGCGAGACGGAAUCGAAUUACUUUGAUUAUAACGCGACGCAUUCGAAGAUAUAAAGGAUAGAUUAGAGUAAAAAGAGAGCAACAGAAUUUUAAUGAAUUCAAAUUUUGAUGCUGAUAGGUUUCCAUGUUCAUAUAUGUAAUAUGGUCUAAAUUAUCGGUAACUGGAAAAUCAGAAAUAUUUUUUUAUUAUAUUGAAAAUUGAAUUUAUUAAAAUUUCGCUCGAUUUUAAAUUUUGUGUAUAAAUUUUUGAAUGUCAAAAUUUAGUUUGAAAUUGAUCAUUCAAUUCUAAUUCCAUAACUUUGGAAUGGAAUUGAAUUUAGAUAUUUUCUAUGACAUACUCAAAACUUGUUACAGAUUUUGAUCUGUGAUUUUAGCGGUUAUGGUUAUUUAGCGUAAUAUAUAUUAAUAUAUGAUAUUUAAAUAACAUCGUGUUUAU
Temnothorax curvispinosus is the source of this 1338-nucleotide messenger RNA. RefSeq names its product nucleoside diphosphate-linked moiety X motif 8. Bases 189 to 956 code for a protein of 255 amino acids. NCBI's taxonomy places the organism in Eukaryota, Metazoa, Arthropoda, Insecta, Hymenoptera, Formicidae. Gene Ontology annotation, molecular function: coenzyme A diphosphatase activity. The transcript is spliced from 3 exons. The record is from RefSeq and is a predicted model, not a curated record.